This is a messenger RNA of Paramecium sonneborni, 885 nucleotides long. The record is from the annotation of a GenBank genome assembly. NCBI's taxonomy places the organism in Eukaryota, Ciliophora, Oligohymenophorea, Peniculida, Parameciidae.
AUUUAUUGGGAACAUAUUAUGAUUCGAAUAUUCUUAAUAAGACAUGGUUAAUCUUUGUAUUAAAGCUUAAAAAUUGUAUCUGGAAUGAAUGAAUAUGGGCUUAGUGGACUUGGUAAGGUACAAUCUAAAAAUAUUGGCAAAAAAUUAUCAGCAAUUAGAUUUGAUUAUGUCUAUUCGAGUGAUUUUAAAAGGUAAAUAAUAUCGAAAUUUUAGGUGUAUAGAAUCCUAUGAGAUCAUAGAAAAGGAACUUAAGCAUUAACCAAAUUAGGUGAUCUAUACACCAAUUUUAAGAGAAAGGGAUCCUGGAAAUGAUCUUCUUAAAUCUUAUACAGAAGUCUAUCCUCUUUAAACUUAACCAAUUGUAGACAAAUAAAGCAAUGCAGAAACAUCAGAAUAAAUAUAACUUAGAGCAAAAAGUUUCUUUAAUUAAUUGAUCACACAAUAAUUAUAUUAACAACCCUUUUAAAAUGUAAUUAAUUAUUUAGCACAAAUAGUUAUAACUUGAUUUAUAAAAUUAAAUGAUUCUCACUUCACCUAUUUAUGAAUCACAUUGCUCAUCUUCUGCCAUCAGAUCUUAUGUUUAAACAGCUUAACAAUUCAGUUCUUUGCAGAAAUCAAAUAGUUCUACUAAUAUUAUGGCUAUAAGUCAUGCUGGAUUUAUCACAGAGGCUAUCUAAUAUUUGUAUAAACAUCAAAAUAUUAAAUAUACUGAUGGUUUACAACCUGCUAUUUACGCAAGAAAUGGAGCAUUGUUCUUACUGGAAAUUUAGGCCUAGACCUAAGAUGACUGGAAAUGCAAUGUUUAUUUAAGAAAUUAUAGUAAAAAUAUGAAUGCCCCAUUUGAAUCAAUUGUUUGAAAUAAUAUAUCUGUAAAUAUUUUAGUUG